AUGCGGGCUCCUUCUUCGAAAUGCCGUCGGACGCUGAAGAUCUGGCGAAAGAAGAACGCAAACCCCGACGUGGAUAUCGGAACCUGGGAUAGUACAGCUCCAGCGACAUGGUCUUCGAACCCAACAGCCGGAAGCAUCAGUAUCGACGAAGCACCCACACCGUUUCCGAAUUCGUAUGGUACUUCUUCCUUCCUUUUCUCUCCUUCUCCUUCGUUGGAGACUCCAACAACGACUAGCACUCACCAGGCUUCCAUCUCACACGUGACGAAUACUUGCCGAGAUUGUCGAAUCACUGCUGCAACAACAACAUCAACGUCAGCUGGCACAUUGGUCAGUGACGAUGCCUCACGAAGGCAGCAACAACAACAACAGCACCGACCACAAGUGCCACUCGUUAUCGCGGUGGUAACGCUCAGUUGUCUGAUCCUGGUCAUCAGCCUGGUCCUAGGAUGGCUCAGGUGUAGACGUCGUCGUGGGAAGCUCCCACAAAAGCAAGAAGAGCUCGUAGAGCACGCCUGCCUGCAUCGCGCUAGCAACGUCGAUGACAGUAGCCAUGAUUCCGUGGCAGGCGUUGCACACGUGCAAGAGAAAAAGAACAACCUUGCUGCUCAGACACGCUCCACCUCAUCCAGUCCAGCAGGGCCAUCACUGCUGCCUGAUGCCAGUUCCAGUACGCGGAGACUUCUAUCCCCGUCAGACAUUGUUCUGCCUGAUCGACCUGGGAAGCGUGCGCGUGGGACUCGAGAUCCUUAUCCUAGUUUUUCAUCUGCAAACACGGAAGACUGCCAUCCCGCUUUCUUCAUUUUGCCUGACGACGUCGACGAUGAUGAUGAUGAUGAUGACGACGAUGACAGAGAUGCGAGAGACUUGCCGCCUACACCUCCGCCAAAGCAUCGGAUGAUACCGCCGAGAGCACCUCCAUCUUCGCCGACACUAUCGCCGCGACACGGGAGAUCUUCUGGCCGCGCAGAGCAACGUCCGAUUCCAGAAACUCCUCACGUUCGAGCAUUGCACGAACUACCAUCAGUCUCUUCGCGUUCUGAUCAAAUAGAGAGUCCGUAG
Messenger RNA from Sphaerulina musiva SO2202, 1062 nucleotides. RefSeq lists its product as uncharacterized. Lineage: Eukaryota; Fungi; Ascomycota; Dothideomycetes; Mycosphaerellales; Mycosphaerellaceae. The record is from RefSeq and is a predicted model, not a curated record. The transcript has a single exon. The coding region runs from base 1 to 1062 and encodes 353 amino acids.